This is a messenger RNA of Bombina bombina (fire-bellied toad), 3464 nucleotides long. Its product is annotated as cadherin-1-like. Bases 116 to 2350 code for a protein of 744 amino acids. Gene Ontology annotation, molecular function: calcium ion binding; cadherin binding. The transcript is spliced from 15 exons. Gene Ontology annotation, biological process: cell-cell junction assembly; adherens junction organization; homophilic cell-cell adhesion. Gene Ontology annotation, cellular component: catenin complex; plasma membrane; adherens junction. The record is from RefSeq and is a predicted model, not a curated record. NCBI's taxonomy places the organism in Eukaryota, Metazoa, Chordata, Amphibia, Anura, Bombinatoridae.
AGCAAAGGAAUAGCCUGAGAUACAGCUGACAGAGCAACCCGGUUAGGACGGGGCAGGACAACAAGUGCAGGACACUCAGACACAGCAGCAUCUGUAACAGCCUCUGAAGUCCCCAAUGUGGGGAAUGAAGCCUGGAUCCCUGGGUAUUGUGCUCCUGCUAUUCAUCUUCCUGCAGACCAAAGAAGGGCUGACAGAAUGGACUCAAUGCAGGUUUGGGUUCACAGAAGAGAGAUACAUUUUUCUGGUGCCAAAGAAUGUGGAGCAGGGACAAGUCCUGGGCAAAGUGGGAAUGAAUGGGUGCGAUUCGCUGCCGGAGAUACGAUAUGUUUCUGAGGAUCCAGAUUUUAAAGUCCAGGAAGAUGGCAUAGUGUUGGCAAAGCAUCAUAUCAAGCUGCAUAAACCCAAAAGAAGCUUCCGUAUUGAUGCUUGGGAGGGCAGAGGUUUUAUUCAAUCUGCUGUUGUUACUUUGCAGAGAGAAAAUCACCACCAUAAAAAACAGCAGGAUCAUUCAGGGUCUGACAAUCAUGCUGAGCAUCUCCAUAAACCUAAACAUGGGUUAAAAAGACAGAAGAGAGACUGGGUCAUUCCUCCUAUCAAAGUUUCUGAGAAUCAAAGAGGUUCAUUUCCCCAAAAUAUAGUAAAUAUUAGGUCCAUUAGAGAUAAGGUGUUCUAUAGCAUCACUGGACAGGGAGCUGAUACCCCACCUGUUGGAGUUUUCACAAUGGAUAGGGAAACUGGUUGGCUUAAGGUGAACAAACCACUGGACAGAGAAGACAUUGAUAAGUACACUCUGUUAUCCUAUGCGGUGUCAAUAAAUGGAGAAAAAGUGGAAGGUCCUUUGGAGAUUAUCAUUGAAGUGAUUGAUCAGAAUGAUAACACCCCAGUGUUUACAGAGGUGGUAUUUGAAGGUUCUGUGUUUGAGGGAUCUCGACCAGGUACUCCUGUGAUGACGGUGACAGCAACCGAUGCUGAUUAUGCUACUAACGGCAUGGUCGCUUAUUCUAUUGUUGACCAGGAACCAAAGGAGCCUAGUAACCAGAUGUUCACAAUUAAUGCAGACACUGGACUUAUUAGUGUUAUUGCAACAGGGCUAGACCGAGAGAAAUAUCCAGAGUACACUUUGACUUUGAAAGCUGCAGAUAUGCAGGGUGUCGGGAAUGCUGCUACUGGAAAAGCCGUAAUCAAAGUUACAGACACCAAUGACAAUCCACCUAUAUUUAACCCAACAACUUAUACUGCAACUGUCCCGGAAAAUGAUGUGGGCUAUGAAGUUGAGCGCUUGACAUGCACAGAUGAAGAUACCGUGGGUUCGGAAGCCUGGAAAGCCGUGUAUAGGAUUAUAAGGGGAAACGAGGCAAACUUUUUUGCUGUCACAACAGUUGAAGACAACAACGGUCUUUUAAAAACCAUCAAGCCAUUGGAUUUUGAGCUGAAGAACCAGUACAUACUCUCUAUCACUGUGACAAAUGUUGCAAAUUUUUCGGUACCACUGACAACCUCUACUGCAACGGUAACUGUGAUGGUGCAGGAUGUUAAUGAAGCCCCUAUAUUUGACCCAGCGGUAAAAAGAAUAAAUGUUAAUGAGGAUCUGCCCAGUGGUCAAAUAGUUGCUUCCUAUACAGCUACGGACCCAGAUAAGACAAAUCAGAAUAUAACUUAUAGCAUUGGGAAUGACCCAGCCAACUGGCUUUCUGUGAACCCGAGGAAUAGAAUUAUUACAGGAAAUGGUCAAUUGGAUCGGGAAUCGCUGUUUGUGCAGAAUAGCACUUAUACAGCAAUAAUCAUAGCUACUGACAGUGGUGUUCCUCAAGCCACUGGUACCGGAACUCUCAUAGUUACCCUUCUUGAUGUGAAUGAUAACGCCCCAUUGUUGGAACCUGAAGUUGUUUUGUUUUGCCAGAAGAAUCCAGAACCUUUUAUCGUUGCCAUCAUUGACAAAGAUUUACCCCCAAAUACUGGCCCAUUUGUUUCAGAACUCUUGCGUGGUUCCCGUGAAAACUGGACAGCACAGGUGGUUGAAAACACCCUUCAGAUUUCCCCUUUAAAGAAUAUGGAUAUUGGUGAUUAUCCCAUUAACAUCAAAAUGAAAGACAACAUGGGGCUAGUGGCUGACAUAGAACUAAGUGCACGUGUGUGUUACUGUGAAGGAAGUGACAUCACCUGUGAUGAAAAAGCCAUUACAGUUGGAGGUCUGGGUGUUCCUGCCAGUGUAGGGAUCCUGGUGGGAAUCCUAGCAUUGCUAAAAUUGUUGUUGCUGCUCUUGCUGUUUAUGAGGUUCAAGAAGGUGGUGAAAGAACUUUUACUUCCCCCAGAAGAUGAGACCAGAGUGGACAGAGUUGCAGUAAUCUAGGCGGGAAAGGAUGAGAGAGUGGAUUAAAAUCUUAGUUGUGUCUUGUGGGAUGAGGUCCUGUCCAGGUAUUUCAGUAACGAACGCAUAGCACCAAUUAUUGAAGAAAGUGUUUCUUCUCGGAAUUAUUUUACCAGAUCCUCAUCUGAUAGACAUUUGGUGAGAGGCACAGACUAUAUAAGGGGAAGCCGCGGUCAUUUAAAUAUGGAUUUACACAAUACCGCCACAAUGCCCUAUCAGGAAGAAGGUGCCAGAAAGCACACUACCCCAUCAUCUACAAAGACCACCAACACAGAACCAUCACUACUAGUCAGCUGGUUUACAAAACUAAAACUUUUGACUCGCUGAUAAUUAACAGACUGUUGCCAUACAGUGCCUUUGUUCCUUAAUGGCAGUAUUAUGUAAGAAGCUAGUUCAUGGAUGUGCAGCUGUUACCUCUUCCACCUUCAACUUGCCCGACAUGGAGAACACCAAACUUUCCAACUGGCGUAUUUUUUUACAUUCUGCCAUUUGGUAGUUUUACAUACUAUGCACCAAAAUUUGUAAAACAAUAAAGGAAACCCUAUAUUUGAAAACCAGUGGUAUUCUUGCAAGAGACUAAGAUUAUUUUUUUAUUUUAUGCACUGCUUGUUGUCACUUGUCUUUCUUUUUUAGAUAUUUUUUUUUUUCUGUGUAGCCAUUUUUGCAGUUUUCAUACAUAAUCACAGAUUGUUACCUGCAUUAUUUCUACAUGGUUAUUUAAUUAUUGCAGUGCAAGAAACAAAUCAUUUAUUUUCACAUACUGUCAACUCCGGAUUACGCUUUUUACCAAAGGGUAAUUUUAUUUAAGGAUCAAUUGUAGGAGUUAUCAUUCCCUUUAAGAAGAUAUAACUAAUUAUACGUGUGCUCUACAUAUUAUUUUCCUCAUGCUUAAUAAUCAAACAUUUAAUUAUUUCUCUCUUUGUAAUCUUCUACUGAAGAUUGGUAAUACUUAAGGAAAAUGUGUUUAAACUUGCUAGAAUGACCAUUUAUAUGUUUAUAUAUAUCACUUUUUGUGUUACUGAAUUGUCUGCAAAUGGUUGCCUUUACCACUGAGCACUGUAAAGCCAGUGAGGAAUAAAAAUUUACUGUAUAACUA